AUGCGCGCCUGUCGGGUGUGUCAGCGUGCACUGUGCAGCAAGGCGCUUGUGGCACCUGUGGCCGCGGAUGUCAUUGAGCGGGCGGGCACAAACCUUCCCGGAAUUCCCCACACGUACCGCGUAUGUCGCGCGUACCGUCAGUGGCUCAAACUUGCCGUUUUAUGCCCGCCCUCCGCGCUGUGCGAGUUGAACGAACAUGCACAAAUGAACGAACGUUUUGUCAUCAUCAUUCGGCAGAAGUUUCGCGAGGGUGCAGAGCUGCGCGAUCCGGAGCAAAUUGCCGUUGCCGUGCAGACUAGUGAGCGUAGUUUGGCGAUGUUCCGCUUUUUGGCUGCUGAUGGAGCGAAGCGGCGAUUUCCGGAGGCACGGCCGCGGUUGAACCUCCACAAGAUGGGCUUUCUUGAGAUGGCGAAGAUCAACUACACCCAGAUGGCAAAGGAGUACUGGAACACAUAUGUGAUGCGGCGCUGGUGA
Trypanosoma cruzi is the source of this 474-nucleotide messenger RNA. RefSeq lists its product as uncharacterized. Lineage: Eukaryota; Euglenozoa; Kinetoplastea; Trypanosomatida; Trypanosomatidae. The coding region runs from base 1 to 474 and encodes 157 amino acids. The transcript has a single exon. The record is from RefSeq and is a predicted model, not a curated record.